Messenger RNA from Trichoderma harzianum CBS 226.95, 706 nucleotides. RefSeq lists its product as hypothetical. The transcript has 5 exons. The record is from RefSeq and is a predicted model, not a curated record. Gene Ontology annotation, biological process: response to oxidative stress. The coding region runs from base 15 to 386 and encodes 123 amino acids. Lineage: Eukaryota; Fungi; Ascomycota; Sordariomycetes; Hypocreales; Hypocreaceae.
CUUCAUCACCCGCCAUGGCCAUUACGCCGACCCAAUUCGCCAAGAAGACGGCGCAGUCGACCAGCUGGUCGGAUGCGAAGCGUCGAGUCCUUUCUUCGUACCGCGAAUGGAUCCGAGCUGCGCCUGAGAUCCAGACGAUGUACAAUGUCCCUCUCCCCAUUUCUACCCUCCGGACACGGAUGCGACAAGAGUUCGAGCGACACCGAUACACGAACCAGCUGUCCAUAGUUGACGUGCUUCUCUUCAAGUCCCAUGCAGAGUACCAGGAAACAAUGAACUUCUGGAAGCAGCAGACUCACAUCUUGUCUUAUUUCGGCGAAAACUUUAGAGGAGACAAGAGGCUUCCGUCCAGCUUCAUGGCUGGCUUCCUUGAGGGUCGAAAUUAGAAAGACAAUGCAAGAAACUUUGUUUUGUAAAUAUCUCUGUAUAAAGAUUUUGUGUCGAAACCUUCCAUAUAACGCCAUGAAAUCGCAUAAUGUGCAUAUACAAUGACCCUUCUAUGCGUGUGAAUUACCAGUUUUCGGAUAGCAGCCCAGUUUCCACCAUAUUGCCCCUCUUAUUUCCCUUUCCCCCUUCCUAAUCAUCGGUCAAUGCCCUGCUCUGAGUUGAACUGCUGCCUCUUUGUCCAGAACUCCUCGGCCACGACGUCGCACACGUCCUGCAGAUCACUCAAGCCCUUCUUCAGGGCAUUUACGGCUGUGCCGUC